AGAAAAACCUGAGUAGGGUUUUUCGUCUGUCAUCUUUCUCUUGAACAGUACUGUGAUCUUUCAUACUUUUCCCGGUUGAAAUCUCCUCUUCGGUCGCCCAAAGGUUUCUCCUUCUCUUCCAUCACCUCUGCCUCGUACUAAGUAGAGGUUAUGGCUAUGGCUGCUUGGGACAUUGCUGCAGCAGAGUUCUUACAGGGUGCAAAUAGACAGAAGCUAGCUUUACCCAAACAUUCAGUUAGGCAGACUGAUCGUUUGCUUUGGGGUGUACUUGCACGAGGAAGUCCCUUCAAGUUUUCUAACAAGAAUGUUAGAUUACAAUCCCGUUUUCCUGAAAGGAUCAAUGCAGUGGUCUCAGGGAAUGUAAGCACCUCUCUGAGUGAGGAGCAAAGCAAGGUUCAACAACCUCCUGGAGAAGUUGUACAUCUGUAUCGUGUUCCAUUGCUUCAAGAUAGUGCUACUGCAGAACUUCUCAAGUUGGUUCAAAAGAAAAUCUCAAACAAAAUAAUCGACUUGAAAACGGAGCAGUGUUUCAAUAUUGGGUUGACCUCAGAUCUUUCUAGUGAGAAGCAUUCAGUGCUUAAGUGGGUUAUAGGAGAGACAUAUGAGCCUGAGAAGUUGGGAACAGAGAGUUUUCUGGAUAGAGAUAGGAUGCAAAAUUCAAAUGCAGUGAUUGUGGAAGUUGGUCCACGGUUAUCUUUCACUACAGCUUGGUCUGCUAAUGCAGUUUCAAUUUGUAAAGCAUGCGGGUUGACAGAGAUAAGUAGAAUGGAGCGCUCAAGGAGGUAUCUAUUAUAUGUUGAGCCCGGAAAUGGUCCACUACCUGAUAGUCAAAUCAAUGAGUUUGCUGCAAUGGUUCAUGAUCGGAUGACUGAGUGUGUUUACCCUGAGAAGCUUAGUUCUUUUGAGACGAGUGUUGUACCAGAGAAGGUUUGGAGCAUACCAGUCCUGGAGAAGGGCCGCAAGGCAUUGGAGGAAAUAAAUGAUGAAAUGGGAUUUGCCUUUGAUGAACAAGAUUUACAGUAUUAUACUAAGCUUUUCAGGGAUGAUAUUAAGCGGAACCCUACAAAUGUUGAGUUGUUUGACAUUGCACAGUCUAAUAGUGAACACAGCAGACACUGGUUCUUUACUGGGAAACUUGUAAUUGAUGGUCAGCCUGUUAGUAAAACUCUCAUGCAGAUUGUUAAAAGCACUUUGGUGGCAAAUCCAAACAAUUCUGUCAUUGGAUUCAAGGACAACUCUAGUGCCAUCAAGGGAUUUUUGGUGAAUCAGUUGCGACCUGUUCAGCCUGGUUCCACGUGCCCCUUGAGCACAAGUUCUCAUGAUCUUGAUAUCUUAUUUACAGCUGAAACUCACAACUUUCCAUGUGCAGUGGCGCCAUAUCCUGGUGCAGAGACAGGGGCAGGAGGCCGUAUCAGGGAUACCCAUGCUACUGGAAGGGGUUCAUUUGUUGUUGCAGCUACAGCUGGCUAUUGUGUUGGAAAUCUUAAUAUUGAAGGGUCAUAUGCUCCGUGGGAAGAUCCUUCCUUCCAAUACCCUGCAAACUUGGCUUCACCAUUGCAAAUCUUGAUUGAUGCCAGCAAUGGAGCAUCUGAUUAUGGGAAUAAGUUUGGCGAGCCCUUGAUUCAGGGUUAUACAAGGACUUUUGGGAUGAGACUUCCAAGUGGGGAGAGGAGAGAAUGGUUGAAGCCUAUCAUGUUUAGUGCAGGUAUUGGGCAAAUCGAUCACAUUCAUAUCACAAAGGGAGAGCCUGAGAUUGGAAUGUUGGUUGUUAAAAUUGGAGGUCCUGCAUAUCGCAUAGGAAUGGGAGGUGGUGCUGCAUCCAGCAUGGUUAGUGGCCAAAAUGAUGCUAAUCUUGACUUCAAUGCAGUACAACGUGGAGAUGCAGAGAUGGCACAGAAAUUGUAUCGAGUUGUUCGUGCUUGUGUAGAAAUGGGAAAAGAUAACCCAAUCAUCAGCAUUCAUGAUCAGGGUGCCGGUGGAAACUGCAACGUUGUCAAGGAGAUUAUACAUCCACAAGGUGCUAAGAUUGAUAUAAGGGCAGUUGUAGUUGGUGACCACACAAUGUCUGUUCUUGAGAUAUGGGGUGCUGAAUAUCAAGAGCAAGAUGCAAUAUUAAUCAAGCCUGAAAGUGGUAGUCUUUUGCAGGCAAUCUGUAAAAGGGAGAGACUCUCCAUGGCUGUUAUUGGCACAAUUAAUGGCGAGGGGCGUAUUACCUUGGUGGACAGUUUAGCUAUUGAACAAUGCCGAUCAAAUGGACUUCCUCCUCCUCCACCGGCAGUCGAUCUUGAACUUGAGAAAGUUCUUGGGGAUAUGCCUCAAAAAACUUUUGAAUCUCAUCGUGUAAAUAAUGUGCUAAAGCCACUUGAUAUUGCUCCUGGGACAACAGUUAUGGAGGCUCUGAAUAGGGUACUGAGGCUUCCUUCUGUCGCUUCAAAAAGGUUCCUGACUACUAAAGUUGACAGGUGUGUUACAGGUCUUGUGGCACAGCAGCAAACUGUGGGUCCAUUGCAAAUUACGCUCUCUGAUGUUGCUGUUAUUGCUCAAACUUACACAGACUUUACUGGUGGUGCUUGCUCAAUUGGAGAGCAGCCCAUUAAAGGCCUUUUAAAUCCGAAAGCAAUGGCGCGACUGGCUGUUGGAGAAGCACUCACAAAUCUUGUUUGGGCAAAAGUUACCUCUCUUUCUGAUGUCAAAGCUAGUGGGAAUUGGAUGUAUGCUGCAAAGCUAGAUGGGGAAGGAGCUGCGAUGUAUGAUGCUGCCAUUGCUCUUUCAGAAUCAAUGAUUGAACUUGGCAUUGCAAUUGAUGGGGGGAAGGAUAGCCUUUCCAUGGCGGCCCGCGCUUCAGGGGAGGUCGUCAAGGCUCCUGGGAACUUGGUCAUCAGUACAUAUGUAACUUGUUCCGAUAUAACAAAAACAGUCACACCAGAUUUGAAGCUUGGAGAUGAUGGUAUACUGCUCCACAUUGACUUGGCAAAGGGAAAAAGGCGUCUUGGUGGAUCUGCUCUUGCCCAGGCUUUUUAUCAAAUUGGCGAUGAGUGUCCUGAUCUUGAGGACGUUUCUUACCUUAAAACAGUUUUCAAUGAGGUUCAGAAUCUCCUUUCCGAUGAUCUUAUUUCUGCUGGUCAUGAUAUCAGCGAUGGAGGUCUUCUUGUUGGAAUUCUUGAAAUGGCUUUUGCUGGGAAUUGUGGUAUUUGCUUGGAUUUGACUUCUAAAGAGAGUAGCAUAUUCCAUACACUUUUUGCAGAAGAGCUUGGUGUUAUCAUUGAGGUUAAUAAGAAUAACUUGGAUGUAGUUAUGUCAAAGCUUCAAAGCGGUGGUGUUUCUGCUGAAGUCAUUGGAAAGGUAACUGCCUCUCCACAGGUAGAAUUGAGGAUUGAUGGAACUGCUUAUUUGAAUGAGAAAACUUCUGUGCUUCGUGACAUCUGGGAAGAAACCAGCUUUAAACUGGAAAAGUUCCAGAGAUUGGCCUCAUGUGUGGAGUUAGAAAAACAAGGGUUAAAGAGUCGACAUGAGCCUUUAUGGAAGUUGUCCUUCACACCGAACUUUACGGAUCAGAAAUAUAUGACUGCCACUUCAAAACCAAAGGUUGCUGUGAUUCGGGAGGAAGGCAGCAAUGGAGACAGAGAAAUGUCUGCUGCUUUCUAUGCUGCAGGAUUUGAACCAUGGGAUGUUGCAAUGUCAGACCUUCUGAAUGGAGUCGUCUCUUUGAACGACUUCCGAGGGAUUGUGUUUGUUGGUGGGUUUAGCUACGCCGAUGUGCUUGAUUCUGCAAAGGGUUGGGCAGCUUCCAUACGCUUUAACCAGCCUCUAUUGAAUCAAUUUCAGGAAUUCUAUAACCGUCCCGACACUUUCAGCCUUGGGGUUUGCAAUGGUUGCCAACUCAUGGCUCUACUGGGUUGGGUACCAGGGCCUCAGAUUGGAGGUGUUCUUGGUAAAGGUGGAGACCCAUCACAGCCAAGAUUUGUACACAACGAGUCUGGACGAUUUGAGUGCCGCUUCACAAGUGUGACAAUACAAGAAUCACCAUCAAUAAUGUUUAAAGGAAUGGAGGGUAGUACACUGGGUGUCUGGGCUGCCCAUGGUGAGGGAAGAGCUUAUUUCCCUGAUAAUAGUUUCCUGAAUGAUAUUCUUGGUUCAAAAUUGGCUCCAGUGAAAUACUGUGAUGAUGAUGGUACACCCACAGAAGUUUAUCCUUUCAAUCUGAAUGGCUCUCCCCUUGGCGUGGCAGCAAUUUGUUCCCCAGAUGGGAGGCACCUUGCUAUGAUGCCUCACCCAGAGCGUUGCUUCUUGAUGUGGCAGUUCCCGUGGUAUCCGAAGCAUUGGGAUGUGGAAAAGAAGGGCCCUAGUCCAUGGUUGCGUAUGUUCCAAAAUGCUCGAGAGUGGUGCUCAUGAGGUCUUUUGCUGAAUGAGAAGCUUAAUUUUCUGUUUUGAUAAGCAAGUCAAAAAAAAAAAUCAUGCUGAAAAGCAUGCGUCCAAAGAUGAGAAAGAGGCAGUAUCCCUCAGUUCGCCAAAAUAAAUCCCUUUUUUUAACAGAAGUUUAUAACCCCUUGAAUUUAAUUUUCAAACCUCACUAUGCUAUGAAAGCAAGGCUGCAAAUUUGGAUCUCUGUAAUUUAUCUGCUGAUACCGAACAGGUAGCAGAUGGAUCUUCCUGUGAAAUAAAACUCGAGCUAGCUUAGUUUUGAUAUUUUGUUCCAUUUAUGUAAUACUAUGAAUAUUCAACAUGGAUUCUGAAGUUGGCAUCUCAGGCUAGUUGGAAUUCUUUGGACUUGCAGCUUUUUUCCAGUCCUUAAUGUCCUUUGAAUUUCAGUACUUGACUAUUUUCCCUUGGGGGUGCAUAGAACCUUAACCAAAUUUGAUGAAUGGAAACUUUCUUGGGCUUUUUAA
This is a messenger RNA of Ipomoea nil (Japanese morning glory), 4886 nucleotides long. Its product is annotated as probable phosphoribosylformylglycinamidine synthase, chloroplastic/mitochondrial. The transcript has 5 exons. Gene Ontology annotation, molecular function: phosphoribosylformylglycinamidine synthase activity. The record is from RefSeq and is a predicted model, not a curated record. Lineage: Eukaryota; Viridiplantae; Streptophyta; Magnoliopsida; Solanales; Convolvulaceae. Bases 151 to 4392 code for a protein of 1413 amino acids. Gene Ontology annotation, biological process: 'de novo' IMP biosynthetic process.